CAACACACUUUAAGGAAACUACACCCGUGAUACAACAACUUGUUGCUCUUAAAGCUCUUGGCUUGUUUAGGCAUCGUUGCAGGAGAAAGCCUUCCUUCUGACGGGGACCCUCAGUGACCCGUCGGACAGCCGUGAGUGUGGGACUUUUAUGGGCUUCCACACCGACGUCAGGCACCUCGCGUUAUCGUGAAGAUGGCGGAGGCUGCGGAGACACCACAACACCGUUUUUUCUGUCACUGCUGUAAAAGUGAAACAAAGCCCAAACUCCCGGAUUUUGUCUGUCCCAGAUGUGACUCUGACUUCAUUGAGGAGGUGUCAGAAGACUCCAGUCUCCUGCAGAACAGUUCACCAGUGUCCAGUGAAGACUCAAACUCGUUGUUUUCAGAGUUAUGGCAGCUGCUGUUCAUGGAGCGGUCUGCUCUGCUGUCCAAUCCGCCCUCCUCAGAGUCGGACCCAGAUGACAGCGAGCAGGUAUCGUCGGGUCAGAGCUGUCCCUCCCCAGUGAUGCCAAUCGCUGCUGAGGCCGCAGAACCAGAGUCUCCCUCCCCAUCUGAAGAGGAGAGGUCGCCCAGGCCAGACCAAAGGCCAGCAGUGGAAGGGAUUGUGCAACAGUUCUUGACCGGCCUUUUUUCCAACAACGGAAACCCCGGUGCUGCACCAGCUGCCCUAUCUAGUAUGCUACAGUUGCACUCAAACCCUGGAGAUUAUGCGUGGGGUCAAGGAGGUCUUGACGCUGUCAUAACAGAGUUGUUGGGACAGUUGGAGAGCACAGGUCCGCCCCCUGCAGAAAAGGAGAUGAUCUCAUCACUGCCGACAGUUUGCAUCUCUCAAGAACAGACAGACUGCAGACUGGAGUGUCCAGUUUGUAGGGAGGAGUAUACAUCAGGGGAGUCUGUCAGGAAGCUUCCCUGCCUCCAUUUCUUCCACAGUGAAUGUAUAGUGCCUUGGCUCGAGCUGCAUGAUACCUGCCCAGUGUGCAGAAAAAGCCUUGACGGUGUCGACAACAGCCUCCCCCCCACAUCAGAACCCCCAGAAGCACGCUCCAUCAGGACGGAGCAACAAGAGAAGCAGGCCAUCUGAGAAAUGGGCCAAGCUAAUAUUUACUUCAUUUGAUGUUUUCAAGAGACCUAUUUUCAACUGAGACCUUUCCCAGCAAACCGACUGCCUUUAAAUUAAAAAAUCAAAUGCAACACAGUCAUUACUUGUAGCUUCCACUUUCACUUCAAUCAUCUCUGCUAAGGGAUUUGAUGUUUUCUACUUCACAUUUUUUUGGACUUCACACAAACGAUACGUGCAGUGUGCAGGUGUGGAGAUGAUGUGUCCUUCUCUACACUGGCUCAAGAUUCAAGAUAUUUAUUGUCAUAUGCACAGUAAAUACACAGUUACACCAUACAAUGAAAAUCUUACUUUGCUAGUUCACCCUACGCAAGUAAAAUACAGGAAUAUAAAAAUAAAUAAAUACUUAGAAAAAAACAAUAGGCACAUACGUAGCAGCAGUUUAAAAUAUAUUUAAAUAGUAUAUAAAUAGUUGUAUUGCACAUGGUUCACUGCACGGCAGACAACAAGUGCACUAUGCAUUGUUAAGGUAGUGCAAAUGGUGAGUGUCAGUGUGUCUGUGUAGCACUCACAGUGCAAUCAGUGUGUGUGUGUUUUUGUGGGGGGGGGCGGGGGUUAGAAUUGGCUUCGAUCAGCCUGAUGGCCUUGUGGGUAGAAACUGUUUGUCAGUCUCGUGGUCCUGGAUUUCAGACUCCUGUAGCACCUGCCUGAUGGCAGGAGAGUAAAGAGUCUGUGCUGGGGGUGUGUAUGUCCCUGAUGAUGUUGUGUGCUCUCCUGUUGACCCUGGUGGUGUAAAUGUCCUGAAGUGAGGGGAAGGCUUCCUGUCCCAAGCAGUGCAGUUUCCUGAUUUUCAGACCAUCUAUUUCUAUUGUUUAUUUAUGUUUUGAAUAAAAAGGCAGGCAAAAAAAAGAUUAAGUAUUUCCCUGUUACUUUUAAGUAAUUGAAUGUGUUAAAAGAAUUGUAUUGUAUUGAAUUGUAAUUGUUUUGAUUGUAAAAUACUUUUAAUUUAUUGUGCACUGUCAAGAGUGGACAACAUACAGUAUCUGCCUCGGAAUUUUUCAUCAUUAGAGAUGUGCACCAUUAGAGUUGUGGUUUUAUGAAUUACUUUUAAAUAAUGAACUAAACACAGCUGAGCUGCCAGAUGUCAAAAUUAUGAAAAUAGUUAUCAAGUGACACUUUUUCAUCAAGGCCCUUUGGAUGAGUUCUUGCUUAAAUUAUGCAGG
This is a messenger RNA of Notothenia coriiceps (black rockcod), 2279 nucleotides long. RefSeq names its product ring finger protein 115b (gene rnf115b). Lineage: Eukaryota; Metazoa; Chordata; Actinopteri; Perciformes; Nototheniidae. Gene Ontology annotation, cellular component: nucleus. Gene Ontology annotation, biological process: ubiquitin-dependent protein catabolic process. The record is from RefSeq and is a predicted model, not a curated record. Gene Ontology annotation, molecular function: ubiquitin protein ligase activity. The coding region runs from base 193 to 1080 and encodes 295 amino acids. The transcript is spliced from 10 exons.